Messenger RNA from Amblyraja radiata (thorny skate), 1035 nucleotides. RefSeq names its product histone H1.1-like. Bases 1 to 1035 code for a protein of 344 amino acids. The record is from RefSeq and is a predicted model, not a curated record. Gene Ontology annotation, biological process: nucleosome assembly. Gene Ontology annotation, molecular function: DNA binding; structural constituent of chromatin. Gene Ontology annotation, cellular component: nucleosome. The transcript has a single exon. NCBI's taxonomy places the organism in Eukaryota, Metazoa, Chordata, Chondrichthyes, Rajiformes, Rajidae.
AUGGCUGAGGACGAGAGGCCGGAAUUUCCCGGCGACUUCGGCAGGAGGGGAGGCGUGGGUGCAGAAGGAGGAGGAGGCGGCGGUGGAAGUGACACCACCCCGCCACAGGAUCGGCCAGCGCCGGAUAAAGGAGCAGCGGUAAAGAAGAGGCGGCGGCUGCGGCGGCGGCAACAACAACAGGUUCAGCAGCAGCCCAAGCGAGUGAAGUUGCCCAAAAAGCCGCCGUUCGGUCCCACCGUCACCGAGCGCGUCCUGUCGGUGGCGGAGUCCAGCAUGGAGCGACGCGGCAUCUCGCUGGCCGCCCUGAAGAAAGCUCUGUUUGCCAAAGGUUACGACGUGGGCCGCAACAACAGCCGCGUCAACCGGACGGUGCGGCUACUGGUGCAGAGGGGCUCGCUGGUGCGGACCAGCGGCACCGGCGCCUCCGGUUCCUUCCGGUUUAACCGGACAGUGGUGCCCAGAAUGAAGAAGAAAGUGGGGACGGCCCGCAGGAAGGUGGAGUCUAGACGUGAGAAGAAAGCAGGGACGGCCCGCAGGAAGGUGGCGUCUAGACGUGAGAAGAAAGCAGGGGCGGCCCGCAGGAAGGUUGCACCCAAGCGAGAGAAGAAAGCGAGAGCGGCCCGCAGGAAGGUGGCAUCCAAGCGGGUGAAGAAAGCGGGAGCGACCCGCAGGAAGGUGGCAUCCAAGCGGGUGAAGAAAGCGGGAGCGACCCGCAGGAAGGUGGCAUCCAAGCGGGUGAAGAAAGUGGGAGCGCCCGGGAGGAGGAGCCCCAAGCGCCAAACCAAGCCGCGCAGGACCGCCGCCCGACCCUUCAAGCGCCAUCCGACUACGUUUCGGUCGGCCCUAUGCCAAGCCCCGGUCCCGCCUCCAGCCCAGCAGAAGCAGACCCAGGACAACGCGGGUCUAUUGUCGGCACCAGUCGAUCAGAAGCAGGAAGGCGACCCGCAGACGAAUAAACGCCCGGUUGGGCGCCCACGUAAAACCCGGACCCAGGGGCUGGUAGAAGUAGACAAUUCUCUAGUCAUAGACUGGUAG